UUUUUCAUUGUGAGUAACAUAAUAUUUUUCAGGUAUACAUAUGGUAAAAAAGUUGACGGUUUUCUGAGAGCUAAGUUUAUAGCCAAGGAAAGAUGGAGAAAUUCCUUUUCUUCUGUAGAAUAUAUAGGAGAAAUUUCUGGUUGUCACACAGUUGUCAUCAAUACUUUAUCUUUUGGUAACUUUAAUAGUCUUCGAUUUAAAACUAUUGAGAUAUUUGCAGAAGUUGUCGAGAAUGGAACAGAAAUAAGAGUUAACAAGACGACUGAAAUUACAUUAGUGACAAAAUCCCUUAGGCUCAAGUUUUUAAAUUCAGUAAACGGAGAAGCUUACAUCAAACCUAGAAUUCCAUAUUCCGGUGCCGUAUUGCUGACACACUUGAACGGUACAGCAGCAACGUCCGUAAAAGUUAGGAUCUGUGCUGAUUUUACAGAAUGCCUCACAUUCAUCUCGGACAAGAAUGGGCUAAUCAAUUUCAUUCUUAAUCCUCGUAAAAGUAUUAUGUCUUCAAUCGAACUUGAGGCGGAAGUUGUAGAUCCAUUAUAUGUGGCUGACCGUUUUUAUCGAAGAGUAACUUCGAAACUAACUCUGAUUCCGUGGGACUCUCCAUCUGAUAGUUAUCUUCAAAUCGAGCCAAUUACAGAGGAAUUAACAUGCGAAAAAAGUCAAAGGGUUACAAUACGGUAUACUGCAAAGAAAGGAGAUACGAUCCAGUUCUACCAUCAGGUACUGUCAAGAGGUAGGAUCGUGCAGCAAGGUUCCCACCAACGAACAUUUUACUUUAAUGAAGAUGCUUUCGAAGAUGACAGUACAAAGAUUUUCAGUGAUACUGUAGUUGGAAAUUCUGUCUCGCUGUCAAAUGUCGGAGAGUUUGUUCUUAGUUUUAUACCGAAAGCGACCAUGUCCCCUAUUGCCCGAUUGCUUGUAUUCUAUGUACGUGAAAAUGGGGAGAUAAUUGCCGAUUCAAAAAUGUUUCGCAUACAGAAAUGCCUGAUGAAUAAAGUAAGGUUAAAUUUUCGUCACAAACAGCAGUAUCCAAGCACAGAAGCUACUAUGCUCUUAUCUGCAAGUCCUUUUUCCAUUUGUGGCAUUGGCUUGGUCGACAAGAGCAUUCAGUUACUAAGCAAAGACACGAAGUUCAAUAAAGAAAAGUUGUUCCAGUGGAUGGAAAGCCAUGAUGUCAGUUCGGAUACUGAACCUCGCCGAUCCCGAAAGCAUCGCUGCAAUCCAUAUCCUUUACCUCAACAACGGAGAGGCUCUUUCUCAGCUUGGAGAAUGGACUAUGAAUUAGACGGAUUUCCUGAAUUUUACUUUAAUGAAGACCGUGCAGAUUCCGUUAAUGCUUUCGAAAAUGCUGGGAUAGUGGUGCUGACUGAUUUAAAACUCGAAACUCGAAAAUGCACAUUACGAGAUCCUUUUCCUCAUGGAAUUUCAAGACAUCCUUAUAUCACGGCCAAGUCAAGAAGUUUUGAUCAGCUUCACCAUGAAGCACAUUUUAUACCUCAGAGGCUGAGCAUACCGACUACGAAAGUUCCUGAUGAAUUAGAUAUCCAGGAAAUUCCUGAAUCAACUCCCAAAUCAACGGAAGAAAUUCGAAGUUAUUUUCCAGAAACCUGGCUAUGGGAGAUACAGAAAAUUGACUCCUCUGGUGAGACGGCCAUGAAACGACAGUUGCCCCAUACGAUAACCGAAUGGAUAGGAGAAGCAGUGUGCAUCAACUCCAAGAAUGGAUUAGGGUUUUCGGAAAAGAGCAGUAUUACUGCUUUUCAGCCAUUUUUUGUUUCCCUGCAGCUACCUUAUUCUGUAAUAAGAGAUGAAACGGUGCCUAUAAUCGUUUCUGUUUUCAACUACUUGACAGAAUGUUUGCCGAUCAAGAUAUCCUUAGAGCCCAGCGAAGACUUCCAUCUUACUUCAGAAUCUUCAUCUCAUAAAAUGUGCGUAUGCGGAGGCAAAAGUGAAACUCAUCACUUCAAGUUGCGUCCUAUAAGUUUAGGUCAGGUUAACAUAACAGUAUAUGGGUUUUCAGUUGAAGGUGAUGAUGAAAUUUGUGGGAAUGAAGUCACUGCAAGACUUAGUGCCAGAGAUGCCAUUACAAAACAACUUCUUGUUGAGGCAGAAGGAUUUCCAAAAGAAGAAGUAUUCAACUAUUUUAUCUGCCCUGAAGCUACAAAUGGAUCUUAUUCUUCCGAAGUAGAUCUUCUUCUUCCAGAAAAUGUUGUUGAUGGAUCUGCUCGAGCCUAUGUAUCUGUCUCAAGUGAUCUGAUGGCUCAAGCGCUGAAUGGACUAAAAAGUUUGGUUAAAUUACCCGUUGGCUGUGGAGAGCAGAAUAUGGUCCUUUUUGCACCAAACAUCUUUGUUUUGGAUUACUUAAGCGCCACUGGUAAAAUCACAGAAGACCUAAAAGAAGAUUGUUUGAAUAAUAUGAGGAAAGGUUAUCAAAGAGAACUACAGUACCGACGUAACGAUGGUUCUUACAGUGCAUUUGGGAAAUCAGAUAGACAAGGAAGCCUCUGGUUAACCGCUUUCGUUCUUAAAUCUUUUGGUCAGGCAAGAAGAUUUAUGGACAUAGAUGAAAAUGAUCUGCUAAUAAGUUCGCAGUGGAUACUAAACCGACAGUUUGAAAACGGGUGUUUCGAGCCGUCAGGUAGAAUCCUCCAUAAAGACAUGAAGGGUGGCCUUAAUCAAGGAGAACAAUCCCUUGCUCCUCUGACAGCGUACAUCCUGAUAAGCUUAUUAGAAUCUGGAGCAGAAAGCCUGAAUCAUACAGCUGCAAAAAAUGCUCUAAAAUGCUUAGCAGCGGAUGGAAUUCCCAACAAUUAUGCAUUAGCUCUCUAUGCUUAUGCUACUGCUCUUUCUAGAGAAAUAGAUACUGCCAAACAACAUUUAAAACUGUUGGAUGAAAGAGCUGUUAUUAAAGAUGGUAAUAAAUUCUGGGAAACAAGCCAUAAAUCGAAAUCAGUCAGUGUGGAAAUUGCAGGAUACUAUGUCCUCGCUCUUCUGGAAGUAAAUGAACAAAAUAGUAUUCCUACAUCUCUACCAGUUGUGAAAUGGAUUGCUCAACAAAGGAACUCCAAUGGAGGAUUCGUGUCCACUCAAGACACAAUAGUUGCCUUACAAGCUCUGGCGAAAUAUUCCGCCUUAACAUCUCAAAUAUCUGUGGAUAUAGGUUUGGUCAUACAAAGCGAUGAACUGGUCCGAGGCUUCAAACUGGAUGAAAAUAACAGGCUAGUGUCUCAGAGAGCCAAACUCCCGGUCUUACCAACUGUUGCUGAAAUACAAGCUGUAGGAAAUGGAUGUGCUCUAGUGCAGUUUUCCUUGAGAUACAAUGUAAAAAACUGUUCCGGGAGUGAAGCUUUUGAUCUCGAUGUUAAAGUUGUUCGUCAAGGAAGCAGUAGCGGUAAUACCCCGCGUAUUGAAAUUUGCAUGAGGUACAAGGCUACUGACGAAACGUCGAAUAUGGUCGUAGUUGCAGUAAAAAUGGCAUCAGGUUUCGUUCCAAGUGAAUGGAGUCUUGAUGUGUUGCAGUCAGACCAAACGAUACGAUUGAAACGUUAUGAAGUGCAAGGCAAUCUUGUUAAUCUUUACUUUAAUGAACUUACAAAUAAACUUAAAUGCUUCAGCUUUAAUAUAAAGAAUGAAAUUGAUGUUCAAGAUGUAAAACCUGCAACUGUGAAGUUGUACGACUAUUAUCAACCUGAACUUGAAGUGACAAAGGAAUACGUUAUCCCUCCUGAUUGUGUCGCUCCUAAUUUACCAGAAUUGCCAGAACUAUUGACAAGCACUCUUGCGGAAGAACUCUUGCCUACAUUCGACGAUGAGCUCUUAUCUACACUGGGUAGUACUUCUCUUCCUGAUGAACCUGAUACUGGUAUCACAAAUGUUUUCAGUAAUUCUACGGUCAUACCACAUAUCAUUCAGAUUGUAGACAAAAGCGCCCAUGCAGAAGAGUUAUCUGAUGAUGCAAAGCAUCAAAGCGCCCAUGCAGAAGAAUUAUCUGAUGAUGCUAGCUCUUUUCAGACAAUAGAAAAUGCUAAUCACCUUGCCAACUUUGUAGAUUUAACAGAUGAUCCGGAUUUUCCAGAUGGUAUUGAGGGAAAUUUACCUAUUUCGAUACUACCUCCAAUCCAGAGUAUUUCGGAACUAAACGAUGAAACAGCUGUUUUGGAUUGUCCUGUUUGCAUGAAUAAAUUUCCUGCGAAUUUCACAGAUAUAUAUUGCACCUCAGCAUUUGCUUUAAGAGCAAAUGUUAGAUCUGGAAAUGCAAAAGUGGUGAAAAUAUUGCAAGACGUUAGUUACUAUUUGCAACAACCACAACCAGUUAAAAAAUUUGCAGAAGUUAAAUGGGACGAGAGGUGUUCUUGUCGACAGUUAACUGGAGGGGAAAAUACGAUAAUAAUAACAGGAACACCAAUUACAUUAUGGAGCUCAGAAAAAAAGAAACAUCAAAUUCAUCUCACUUCACAAGCACAUGUUAUAUCAUCUGCUGGGAAAACAGUACAACCAAAAGAACUCAAGGAAGCUCGGAAAUCUUGCGAAGGAGAUCCCUAGCCUUCAGUCAGAUGAUACUCAUUGUAUUUUAUAUAUAUAUACAUUAAUAAACUUAGCACAAUUGUACAUAUCAUUAAUAUUUUAAGUUACUCUUAAAAUGCGAGAAUGUGUCUGAAAUCUUAUUUUCUGUGACUCUAAAUUUAUCAAAUAAAAAGACCAAAUAAAUACAGAAA
Molecule: messenger RNA, 4718 nt
Organism: Stegodyphus dumicola
Lineage: Eukaryota; Metazoa; Arthropoda; Arachnida; Araneae; Eresidae
Product: alpha-2-macroglobulin-like
Cellular component (GO): extracellular region
Molecular function (GO): endopeptidase inhibitor activity
Source: RefSeq, a predicted model, not a curated record